AACUCAGAUGCGAUUCAUUCAUCUUUUUCGCAUACAUUCAAAAUCCAGUCAGUCAUUAUUCACAUAUAUCAUUGCUCUUACUCUUACUAUUUGAACCAUACCUACAGCCGUUUCUCCUACCGCGACUUCUACAACAGCCAUUUCAACCAUGAAUCUAGAGUUGAGGUAUUCCAACUUAGCCACCCCCUCUUAAUAUCAAUCUAUUCCUUCUCCUCAUCAUACAAUUCCUAGUAUUUCGAGUUAUACUUGCUGCACUACGACCAGACAGCUACUUCCCCAAUACCAAAUUCUUAAUAACGACUAAUAAAUACCUGCCAUCAUGGGCGGCUCCGCAUUCUCAUCUGGAAGCAAUCCGCUUUUCACUCCACGGAUGUCUCCCAGAGUAUACCAACAUGUUCUCAGUACAUGCCAUGCCAAGCUUCGAGAGCUCUUCAUCGUAGUCGCCACUCCCAUUGAAGGCCCUGCAAAGAAGGACCACGGCGAUAUCGAUAUACUCGUAGCAUUGGAAAAAAUUGCUGCAUUUCCGUCUUCUGGGGCUUGCAGCACCUCACUCUCGCCGCCGACUGAGGAUCCCCUCAAGGUUGCUGCUUUCCUUCUUGGCGCCGAACGUUCUAUCAGAGAACAACCGAAUGCUAUUAACUUAGCUAUCCCGUGGCCGAAUGACUUACCUCAGGAGGGAACGAGUAGCGAUGUGCCUCGCUAUAUCCAAGUCGACCUCCAUCUAUGCAACUCCGUAGAGCACCUGCAAUGGAUGUUACUCAAACAGGCCCAUGGUGACCUUUGGAAUAUACUCGGAAGCACCAUCCGCCCGUAUGGCCUCACAGUUGACGAGGUCGGCUUAUACAUACGCAUUCCCGAAAUCGAAAAUUUAAACAAAAAGCAAUCUAAAGUCCUCCUUAGUAGUGAUCCUACGGAGAUUCUUAGUUUUCUAGGCCUCAAGUACGAUAGUACCCAAUGGGAGCGGCCGUUUGCGUCGGUCGAGGAGCUUAUGGAGUAUGCGGCCACGUGUCGAUUGUUCUGGGUGCGGCCCGAGCAAGAUGAUAGCGCGACAGAAGCCGACGGGGGUGACUUUGACAGGAGCAAGUUGAAGGCUAAUGACCGCCGCCGUAUGAAAGGGCGUGCGGCUUUUCGAAAGUGGUACGAUGAGUUCAUUCCCGCAUGUCGCGAAGCAGGACGCUUUACCACGCCCAUUUCAACCCGGGACACAGUACGUGAGGAUGCCUUCGAGCAGUUCCCCGGCACGCGACAAGUCUACGCAAACCGACUCCUCGAGUGGCGCAAAGAGCAGCAGCGACAUACGCUUUGGCGGGGAGUUAUCAAGGCGUCCAUACCGGAGUGGCAAGAAGGUGAAGAAGAACAUAACAAAAGACACCUGCGUAGCUUGGCGGCUAGCUCUCUAAAGAAAAUAGUCAUGCAGGAUGACUACAGUCUAGGUGUACGUCCGCCAUCGACGCUGCGCGACCCUGAUGGGUUUUACAACGAGGAUAAAGUUAGGGAAUUCGUCGUAGAUAAUUGGAGACGAGUUGGCGAAGCUGCUUGGGAGGAAAGCCAGAAAAAGUAUGCUAAGCGACUUGCAGAACAGGGAGAUAAGCGCACGUCUUAAGAGGCCUAGAAGAGUACCUAGAUAAAGUACCGUGGCGAAGAAGAAGAAGGUUGUUGAAAAGUGAAACAGAUUAGAGACCAACUUAUGGUCGGACGAAGUAUGUGCUACUCAAGGCUGACACAAACAUCUCACAAUGGUGUGGGGAGGUAACUUAGGUAGCUAUAGAAAGAUGUAGGUAUCUAGACGAGUGCGUAAAUGUUCAGGGGAUAAAGGAUGCGCCGCAUUGAAUAGGUCUCUAGCAUAGGUAUUAAAGACUCACAACCAUAAAUAUCAGAAAAGCCUUGGAAAGUGCUCGCGAUGCGAAACAACUCAACCAGGUAGAUAUAGCAUAUAGCAU
Messenger RNA from Daldinia loculata, 1940 nucleotides. RefSeq lists its product as uncharacterized. The record is from RefSeq and is a predicted model, not a curated record. The transcript has a single exon. NCBI's taxonomy places the organism in Eukaryota, Fungi, Ascomycota, Sordariomycetes, Xylariales, Hypoxylaceae. Bases 320 to 1603 code for a protein of 427 amino acids.